UUCUAAUUAGGAAGUGGAAAAGUUUUAUUUUUGAGUUUUCUUGGUUGCAACAGCCGGACAUAGCGGUACAAUGGCAGCCUGCAAGGACGAGGGCCGCGAUCUUAUUCGCAUAACGCACUACAUCAAUCCACACAAUUUCUGGUUCAAGCAGGAGACGGCCUACCUGUUCAACGCCGAAGAUCAAAACUUUCAGAUGGAAGUAAACGAAUAUUGCGAAGUUACGUUUGGCCGGGGGAACGUCUCCAGCGGCAUAUACACGCCCCGACGAAAAGGUGAGCUGGUAGCCGUAUUUUAUAUUCAGUUGACCCGCUGGGUAAGGGCGGAAGUAGAUGACAUUAUGGAAGAGCUUAACGGUCAGGUGCACUGCAACCUGUGGAUAAUCGAUGAGGGUGUUCCGCUGAAAACCUGCUGUCGAUAUAUUAAACCCUUACCGGAGAAAUUCGCUGAAGUAAAAACUAACGUGAAGCAUGGUGGGUUGGAAAAAAUACUGCCGGCUGAAAGUGGUUAUGAUUAUUUGCAAGGAAAAACCGUGACGAAACUGACCCAGGACUGGUGUCCAGGAAUUGUGCGUGUAUUUGAAAGCUGCAUCGAGGAGGCGGUGUCAAUAAGUUUUUACAACGUUCGACGGCAUCAGGCUACUGGCAUAGAUAUGUUUUAUGGGACGAUGAAAAUUACAUCCCAUCAGAAUGUUACUAACGAUGCGCUCGACUUGCUGAAGAAAGCCGGUGGUGCAUUAGUAAUGAUAGUAGACGAAGCCAAAUUUUAUGACAAUCUUCCUCUUCUACGAACCGUGGACAUGCAACGAUUCGAAGACAACGAUCGUAACGAGAACAUGAAGUUUCAUACCAACACAUUCCGACCGGAGUUCUCUCCUCACAAGGCUUUACUUGCAUCGAAGAAAAUGCGCUCGCGAAACAACUAUAUGAUCGAACAAGCGCGCGAAAAGGUAUUCGAAUGGGACAAGCGCAACAUCGCAUCAUCUGUCGUGGUGACCGAUGUUGCUGAACCGUUUCAUGAUGGCCCGAAACAGCACAACCCGACAGACGAACCAUGCCAAAACAGCAAGGGAUCCAAUCGCCAUAAUUCCGAACUUCAGUACACUGAACUAGUCAACGAAUCUCUCUCGGAUGAUGAAGAGCCACCUAAGAUUGAGCUGGAAAUUUCCGCAGCAGUUAGGCCAAUCAAACUUGCACCAACAUCAGAAACUGAUGCUGCAAAGACAGCACGUCAAAUACCAGCGUAUCAGCGCCCACAAAACAGAUGCAACUAUGACAAAAACGUCACGGAUAUACUUCCUGUCUUGAACAAGAUCAAAUUGCGUCGUCAGCCAGUGGACCACAAUCGCGGUGGUCAUGACUUCGAGAGUGCCAACAAAUCCACCGUGGGAAGUUCUUCAGCUGUCAACUUCGUUCCGGCUGGUUACAAUCUCGGUAACGUAGACUUUGCUGCUGGAUCGGUAAUUCUCGGUUCAGAAAAAAUGAGCAAAUGUAGCGAAGGCAAAAGCCUGACGGAGCUCUUUAAUCGAGGUCCCCGGAAGAUGUCCCACAGUAAGUUGCAAAUGCGAAAAACUCGCAACGCACGUCACCGUCCCAACGAGGAAGACCUUGAUUCGUCGUUCGAGGAGGCAAUGGUUCGAAAGCUUACAAUUAACCUACCCAAAAUGAAGGACGAUACCGACGAUUUUUGGUGAUAAAAUCGCUCAGUAUAUUUUUUUCUUGUUAUCUCGUUAUAUCUCGCAUUGACUUAAAACUAUCGUACAUUUGGAAG
Molecule: messenger RNA, 1767 nt
Organism: Sabethes cyaneus
Lineage: Eukaryota; Metazoa; Arthropoda; Insecta; Diptera; Culicidae
Exons: 3
Coding region: 71-1690 (539 amino acids)
Source: RefSeq, a predicted model, not a curated record